AUGGAGUCUGAAGAUGAACAGGAGGCUGCGACCACCUGGAUAGUACAAGAAUCUGUUGGGAACGUAGAUUCCACUAAUGUCAGACAAGAUGCCAAACAAGAAAUGGCAGCUAGUUCAUGGGUGCGGAGGACAGGGAGGUGCUGUAAAGAGUGGUUCUUGCAGUCACAAUUUGUAACACAAUCUUACCACGGAAAAUUUCCAUCUGAAGAGUGCCCCAGUGAGUGGAUAGGUUACAGAAAGAAAUGCUAUUUCAUCUCAGAGGAGGAAAAAGACUGGACAUCUAGUCAGACCUUCUGCGCUAAGAAUGAAUCCUUGUUAGCCAUUUUUGAAAACCAGGAAGAAAUGCAUUCUUUAGCUAAGCGUUUGAAAAUAGAUGACUCCUGGAUUGGAUUGCGCAAGAAAGGUGAAAGCUUCUACUGGGAGAAUGGUGUUGCCUUGAAGGUGGACUUGUUCCAGAUACGGAAUCACUCCGAGUGUGCCUACUUGGAUGCCUUCACUAUUUCUACAUCAGCAUGCUCUUUGCCCCGGCGCUGGAUCUGUAUCCAGCUUCCCUAA
Molecule: messenger RNA, 555 nt
Organism: Balearica regulorum gibbericeps (East African grey crowned-crane)
Lineage: Eukaryota; Metazoa; Chordata; Aves; Gruiformes; Gruidae
Source: RefSeq, a predicted model, not a curated record